GGGGGUUUCAUCGUUUGACUCAUUAAUUUCAUGAUAUCAAUGUGUGACACAACUGAGAUAUUUCAAUUAUGUUUUAAGUGAAUGUUAAAGAAAUGCUGUCUUCUUUCUUCAUGAUAAUUGUGCUUGUCUAAAACUUCAAACUAUGGAAUACAACCAAACACCUGACUUUAACUCUUACAAUUACCUCACGAAUAGAGAUGGGCAUCUCGCAGAGGAACAGGGAACCACGGACAAACCACUGGACUAUCCAGAUUACUGCCAAACUAUUAAGGUUCAAGAUGCUCAUGGCGGUAUAAAGGAACUCGUCUUCCCUAAAGCCCUUGAUCUAGAUCGUCCUAAACGUGCCAGAACGACUUUCUCCUCAGAACAACUGUUUCAGCUGGAGAAAGAAUUUCAGAGGAACCAGUACCUAGUCGGAAAGGAAAGAACACAACUAGCGAAACAGCUUAAGCUGUCAGAAACUCAGGUAAAAGUUUGGUUUCAAAACAGACGGACUAAGUACAAACGGGAUAGAUCACGUGACAGUGAAACGGCAGAUUCAAAAUCAGAGAGCAUGGCAGCCUGUAAUAUUUUGAGACUUUUACAAAAUCAAGUUCCCGGACCAAAUUGUACUAGUUACCUUCCGCCAUAUCCUUACGCAUUCUCUGGAUACAGUGCUUCUUAGUGAUAUUGAGGAAUAACAACAUUCAGGAUGGCUAGUGUUUUAUUAUGUCAAAGCCGUUCAACUUUUACAAUGGCAUAAAAUAAAAAUCAUAUAAAGUCAUAGCUGCUAUUUGCAGUUCAUUAUCUUAAAGUGAAUUUGAGUUUCGGUGUGUUUUUGGUGAGUUCUGUUUUCCAUUUUCUGUAUGAAUUUAAUUUUGACAGCAUAAUUGACACGAAGGUCCUAAACAUAUAUGUACAUGUGUACUGUCAAAUUUCUACAAUGAAAAGAGAUGAGUUUGUAUGCUGUAGUGCUGUCCUCUUUUACUGGGAUGUAUUAUGUUUACAUACAUGUUUUACUCAGUUCGUGUUUGUUGUAAACACAUAAUUCAAUUUAAAAAAAUUGCGAUUGAU
This is a messenger RNA of Ostrea edulis (European flat oyster), 1053 nucleotides long. RefSeq names its product ventral anterior homeobox 2b-like. The transcript is spliced from 3 exons. Bases 143 to 664 code for a protein of 173 amino acids. NCBI's taxonomy places the organism in Eukaryota, Metazoa, Mollusca, Bivalvia, Ostreida, Ostreidae. Gene Ontology annotation, molecular function: DNA-binding transcription factor activity, RNA polymerase II-specific; DNA binding. Gene Ontology annotation, biological process: regulation of DNA-templated transcription; brain development; central nervous system development. The record is from RefSeq and is a predicted model, not a curated record.